This is a messenger RNA of Phragmites australis (common reed), 877 nucleotides long. RefSeq lists its product as uncharacterized. Lineage: Eukaryota; Viridiplantae; Streptophyta; Magnoliopsida; Poales; Poaceae. The transcript has 4 exons. Bases 42 to 653 code for a protein of 203 amino acids. The record is from RefSeq and is a predicted model, not a curated record.
GGCCACCCUUCCUCUCCUCUUCUCCUCCGUCGGCGGAGAAAAUGUAUUGGGCGGCGGCGGCGGCGGCGGCGAGAAAGCUCCGAAGAAUCCCCCAGUCGCGCGCUCCACCAGUCUCAGUCUCGGACGAUGGUCUUCUCUACCGCCCUGGCUUCAGCUCCUACGGAAGCGCCGCCAGUUUCCGCGAGAGGUCGCUGGUUCGGAGGGUCGUGUCGAUAGGGGCUAUCAGCCUCGCUGGCGGCCUCGCGCUUAGCGCCGUCAACGACCUCGCCAUCUUCCAUGGAUGCACAACUAAGGCAAUUGUGAAGGCUACUGAAAACCCAAAGAUUAUGGAAGCAAUUGGGGUGCCUAUAGCUAGAGGACCAUGGUAUGAUGCUUCUCUUGCCGUGGGUCAACGACGGAGAUCUGUUUCAUGCACAUUCCCUGUAUCUGGUCCACACGGGUCAGGAUUUUUGCAAAUUAAGGCAAUCCGAAAUGGAGAGGAUGGUCUGCUUUCCUUUUUGCGUCAUCAUGACUGGGAGAUACUUACCAUGGAGGCUCAUUUGCAUGUACCUUCAGAUCAUGACAAGCAGAAGACACUAGUUAAGGUGAAUCUUGAUAGUUGCAAUCCUCCCAGUGCUAGUGGGGAAUAUGAACAGCCUGAGAGUGAGAGUUAAGCUGCCAUGUUCUCAGAUCAGCGGCAUCUGAAUGCUACCUUUGUGGCCUCAGUUGUAAAGAAGAUCUUGGGUAAGCUAGUGUCUGGUCAAUCGUUGUGAUAUGUACUGAAGUCAAUGUGUUACCGAGUUCAGAGGGAGGGUAAUGCAGCAAACAAGAUUUGUCGACAAGGCCUGAGUGUUUUUUUUUUUUAAACCAUGAGAAGGAGCACUGCUCUUUCACUUAA